Molecule: messenger RNA, 1373 nt
Organism: Anopheles nili
Lineage: Eukaryota; Metazoa; Arthropoda; Insecta; Diptera; Culicidae
Exons: 3
Coding region: 1-1335 (444 amino acids)
Cellular component (GO): nucleus
Molecular function (GO): protein binding
Source: RefSeq, a predicted model, not a curated record
AUGCCGAAUCCUACGGCAGCAACAUGGGUGAAAUUUUUCACAAACGCCGAUAUUCCUUCACCGGCAGCAGCGAGCUAUGCACAUGUGUUUGUUGAAAAUCGCAUUCAAAUGGACAUGUUGAUGGAUCUUAACAAGGAAUACCUUCGUGAGAUGGGGAUCACGACAAUGGGCGACAUCAUAGCUAUUUUGCGCCAUGCAAAAAAAGUCCACGAACAGAGCGCACGGGACAAGGUGCUCGCUGUUCCGGAGGCUGAUCUGGGAGUACCGGUUGCAACGGUGGCAGCCACACCAAGUAGCGCUUCGGUCAGCAACGGACAGAAAAGGAAGAUAGAAAAGACUGGUCUCACUCGAACUGUAUCAUCUGUUGUAGGACCAUCCAUUGAACCUAAGCCACGACGCGUUCUUCCAGAACAUGAAGGAAAGUACAAAAUUACUCUACCAACGGGUAGCACACCGCGAAGUAGAGAAAUUCUUGAUAAAAAGACACUAGAUUCCAAACCAAGCAGCAAAGCGAAUGGAUCCUCAAUUCCAAAAGCGGGUACGAAGCGUGGAAGCAUUUUUGAUCGAUUAAACAACGACAACGAACCACCAAGUAAACUAAGUUCUACAGCAGAAACACUUGAUCACACCUCACUGUCAAUUUCGAGCUCAAUUUUUUCCCGCCUGGGUGAUCGCAAAGCCACCGACAGUCAAAGCUCGCCGUCAAGGACUAUUUCACAAAGUAUUCUCAAAACUUCCGUCGUCAAUGGUUCCCUUUCGGCACCGGCCAAGCUUUCUCCAUUGCAACAGAAGGUAAUUUUAGUGAAAAAGAUGCCCGCAAAAGCAGCCCUACCAUCUUCAGAUGAGGACGAAGCAAGUGACCAUUUGACAGCAGCCGGAAGUGCCAUCAAAUCGGUAUCGUUUUCAGAAGAAGACGAAGUUCUUGAAAUAGCUCCGAGAAAGCCGAAUAAACCAACUGGUUCCCCCAGUGGACGGCUAAGGUUUAACGAGAAGGAAGUAUCCAUAAAGCAGCGUCUUGGGGGAGCGGUACCGAUCCCCACCUCUAGUACUAUUCAUCGAGCAUCCCUGCACGGCACCAAGAAGAUGUUGCCGAUGAAGUUAUCACCUACCACAGUAAAAAAAAUGUCUCCGGCUCGGACGGGUCUUAAAUCUGAUUCUUUACGUGGAGUGCGAAAGCAACCGAUCAAAGCCAGGCUCAGUUUAGGAUCGCACACUACCACCACGAAACAGAUCACGAGGCGCAUAGACAGAUUCAGUCUCGAUUCAAAGCUGACUAAAAUCAGCAGAAGUGCUCCAACUAGCGUGUUUGAUCGAUUGGGAUAUAACCGUAAUUGAAUGUACUGUUCGUCCACUAAUUAUAUUUGCUUCGAAUA